Messenger RNA from Salarias fasciatus (jewelled blenny), 1266 nucleotides. RefSeq names its product dual specificity protein kinase CLK4-like. Gene Ontology annotation, cellular component: nucleus. Gene Ontology annotation, molecular function: protein serine/threonine kinase activity; protein tyrosine kinase activity; ATP binding. Bases 1 to 1266 code for a protein of 421 amino acids. The transcript is spliced from 12 exons. Lineage: Eukaryota; Metazoa; Chordata; Actinopteri; Blenniiformes; Blenniidae. The record is from RefSeq and is a predicted model, not a curated record. Gene Ontology annotation, biological process: peptidyl-tyrosine phosphorylation; regulation of RNA splicing.
AUGGGGUGGAACGACGAGACCGACACCUGGAGAGACGUCCACGGAGACUCAAAACCCGAGCGGCCCGGUGGCGUGAAGAGUGGCAGCAGGGAGGAGCGCUCACUCGUCUGCUCCUCGCCCCAUGAUGCAUUGCUCCCGCUGGAAUCGUCUUCUCCUGGUGACAACGCUGUCAGUGGCGAUGAUGAAGGAGUGAAGGAGAUCCGGCCGGCAGACAGCUGUGAGGAGGACGAGGAGGGUCACCUGAUCUACCGCGCCGGCCUGGUGCUGAAAGAGCGAUAUGAGGUGGUCUCCACUCUGGGAGCGGGAGCCUUUGGGAAAGUGGUGGAGUGUACAGACCUGGAGAAGAAUGAGCGCGUUGCCGUGAAGAUCGUGAGGAACAUCGACUGUUUCCGCCGAGCGGCCGAGUCGGAGAUCGCCGUGCUGGAGGAGAUCAACAGUCUGGACGACGACAACAUCUUCGCCUGCGUGAGGAUGCUGGACUGGUUCGACCACGACGGGCACAUCUGCAUCGUGCUGGAGCUGCUGGGCCUCAGCACCUUCGAGUUCCUGCGGCAGAACCGCUUCGCCCCCUUCAGCGUGGAGCAGAUCAGACACAUGGCCUUCCAGCUCUUCAGGGCCGUCUGCUUCCUGCAUCGAAACAAGCUGACACACACCGACCUGAAGCCAGAAAACAUCCUGUUCGUGUCCUCAGACUGCGGCCCGGAGGACGACGGAGAGACGAGGUGUGAGCACAAGAAGCUGAGCAGCCUGGAUGUGAAGGUGGUGGAUUUUGGCACUGCCACCUUCGAUCACGAGCACCACGAAUCUCUGGUAUCGACACGCCAUUAUCGAGCUCCAGAAGUCAUACUGGAUCUGGGCUGGAACCAGUCGUGUGACGUCUGGAGUCUGGGUUGUGUUCUCAUGGAGUUUUACCUGGGACGCAUUCUAUUCCCGACUCAUGACAGUCUGGAGCAUCUGGCCAUGAUGGAGAAGGUUUUGGGACCGAUUCCUCCACGUCUGCUGAAGCAGACCAGGAAGCAGCACUACGUCCUGAACGAGCGUCUCAACUGGGACCAGCACAGCGACUCGGACGUCUCCAUCAGGAAACACUGCCAGCCUCUGAAGUUCAUGCUGAGGAAGGACGAGGACGAGCGGCAGCUGCUGGACCUGCUGGGCUGCAUGCUGGAGUAUGACGUGUGCAGGCGGAUCACCCUGGAGGAGGCGCUGUGGCACCCCUUCUUCAACGCCGCCAGGAGCCAGCAGAGGCAGGACAAGCAGCGCAGCUAG